AUAAUGCACAAACCUAGUUAGGGUUUUUCUGAGACUCAGUUUUACUCGCGUCGCAGUUACACAGCAGCUGCAGCAAUGGCUCCCAAACGAGGUGGAAAAGCUCCCGUACCAGCUGCUAAAAAGAAGCCUGAGAAGGUUACGAAUCCUUUGUUUGAGAAGCGUCCAAAGCAGUUCGGAAUCGGAGGGGCGUUGCCUCCUAAGAGAGACCUAACCCGAUUCGUGAAGUGGCCGAAGACCGUCCAGAUUCAGAGGAAGAAGAGGAUAUUGAAGCAGAGGUUGAAGGUUCCACCAGCUUUGAACCAGUUCACUAAGACCCUCGACAAAAACCUAGCAACAAGCCUUUUCAAGAUUCUUCUGAAGUACAGGCCUGAGGAUAAAGCAGAAAAGAAGGAGCGGCUAUUAAAAAGGGCUCAGGCUGAGGCUGAGGGCAAGACAGUUGAAGCUAAGAAGCCUAUUGUUGUGAAGUAUGGUCUCAAUCAUGUUACCUACCUUAUUGAGCAGAACAAAGCACAGCUUGUUGUGAUUGCUCAUGAUGUGGACCCAAUUGAAUUGGUUGUCUGGCUUCCAGCUUUGUGCAGGAAGAUGGAAAUUCCAUACUGCAUUGUGAAGGGCAAGGCACGAUUGGGAUCGAUUGUGCAUAAGAAAACUGCGUCUGUUUUGUGCUUGACAACUGUUAAGAAUGAGGACAAAUUGGAGUUCAGCAGAGUCUUAGAGGCUAUCAAGGCUAACUUCAAUGACAAGUUUGAUGAGUACAGAAAGAAGUGGGGAGGUGGGAUCAUGGGAUCCAAAUCCCAAGCCAAAACCAAGGCAAAGGAAAAGCUCCUAGCUAAGGAAGCUGCUCAGAGGAUGUCUUAGGAGUUUCGU
This is a messenger RNA of Abrus precatorius (Indian licorice), 864 nucleotides long. Its product is annotated as 60S ribosomal protein L7a-1. Lineage: Eukaryota; Viridiplantae; Streptophyta; Magnoliopsida; Fabales; Fabaceae. Gene Ontology annotation, biological process: ribosome biogenesis. Bases 76 to 855 code for a protein of 259 amino acids. Gene Ontology annotation, cellular component: ribonucleoprotein complex. The record is from RefSeq and is a predicted model, not a curated record. The transcript has 7 exons.